Conger conger (European conger) is the source of this 2647-nucleotide messenger RNA. It is a transcript of the gene ptcd1, whose product is annotated as pentatricopeptide repeat domain 1. Lineage: Eukaryota; Metazoa; Chordata; Actinopteri; Anguilliformes; Congridae. Bases 328 to 2466 code for a protein of 712 amino acids. Gene Ontology annotation, biological process: tRNA 3'-end processing. The record is from RefSeq and is a predicted model, not a curated record. Gene Ontology annotation, molecular function: tRNA binding; protein binding. Gene Ontology annotation, cellular component: mitochondrial matrix. The transcript has 8 exons.
CCCAUGUGAGGAAGUGGGCCUCUACUUUGUGCUUCCAAUGCAGAUUAUACUCGAAAACCUGAUUCUUGAGAGAUUAUUUACAAUUAGAAAGGUUUGUUUUCGUAUUCUAGACGUUGUACAAAUACCACACGUAUAUUGCUGUUAAUUGGUUGUUACAGUAACAAUUGGCUUGAUAUCCCAGCGAUGCAGCUGAAAUAUUAGCUACUGAUAACUUUUCUGUUAAAUGUGGAAUUAUUUGUCGCAUGUUUUUGUAGGGUAAUGGUGGUAUUGGUAUGACACUUGGCCAGUAAUUGUCUUUCUUCCUGCGCUAUCGAGCUAAGCCCAGUAAUGUCUAAAUAUCUGUCUUUCAUUAAGUGUUUCAUAAGCCGAUCAAAUGUGUUCGAUUGCGGUGUGAAACACUUCAUUGGACCCACAUCCCUACAUAGUUCAAUUUGGAAGAAUCCUUCGAGAAUUCUGUGUCCUCUGAUGUCGCUGCGUUCAAGGACAAUAACAGACACACAAUCUAGGAGAUUUAGCAUUUCAGUUGUAUCGCUGACGCAUCCACAAAACGGCGUAUUAACGUCAGAAAAUCCAAAUGCAACUAGUAAGGAUGACAUUGACAAUGAAACUGAGGAGGACUUUGGAUCCCAUUCCCGGAACUUUGCAUCCAGGAUAACUUUCCGAAAGACAUCACCAGAAUUGCACGCCCUAAAUUACAGAGCAAGUGCUGAUGAAGAUGAUACGGAAGAGUUGAAGCAAAGACCAGUCAGAAGGAACACAUCUUACUGGUACUUCCUUCAGUGCAAGAAACUGAUAAAGCAGGACAAGCUUGCUGAGGCACUAGAUCUGUUUGAGACGCAAAUGCUGCAGGGUGAGCGUCUGCAGCCAGAAGAAUUCAACUACACUCUACUGAUCGGAGGCUGUGGUCGUGUGGGUUUUCUCAAAAGGGCUUUCAAGCUGUAUAAUGAUAUGAAGAAGCGUGGCCUACAUCCUACAGAUGCCACCUACACUGCUCUGUUCAAUGCCUGCGCUGAGUCUCCUUGGAAGGACUCCGGUUUACAACAGGCUCUUAAAUUGAAGCAGGAGUUGAAUAUGAAGAACAUUCAACUCAACCUGAUCACUUACCAUGCCCUACUGAAGACCCAUGCACUCUGCUCUGACCUUAGGACCUCUUUUCAUGUGCUGCGGGAGAUUCUGCAAAAUGGUCACGCAGUCACGCAGGAAACAUUCAACUUUCUGUUGAUGUGCUGCAUCAGAGACCAAGACCAAGGAUUCAGGUUUUCCCUGCAGGUUUGGCGUCAGAUGUUGAAGAUGGGGAUAAGGCCGGAUUCUCACAGUUAUAACUUGUUGCUGCGUGCUGCCCGGGAUUGUGGCAUUGGAAAUCCGGCUCUGGCCUCCUGUUUGCUCCUGAGGAAUGAAGAUGAAUUUGCCAAAAAUGUGUCAAAGAGAAGGAAAGGUCAGAAAGCAAAAGAUGAAAAAGGGUCACAAGUGAUGGACAUAGAUGUCUUUGAAAGCAGUCUUCUGGACAAGGGCACAGAACAAAACAUAAUUCCUUCAUUGAAUAAGGAAGAGGCAGACAUGCUAUCCAAGGAAACAUACACCAAGCUUCAUAUAAAGCAGAAUAACUUCAGUUCCAACGUUACUUCAGGAUUACAAUCCAUGACCAAUGAACAAAUGGUUCCCACUGAAUCUAACUAUGUACAGUCUAAAGUGGCCAGAGCCAGCUUCCCCAACCUUCUUGACCGAAGGAUAAAUAUGACUAAUGUGGUCUCCCUUGGGUCUGUGACUAGUGCCUCUGAUCGGCUGGCACUGAUAGGGAACAUGGAGGGAUUGCUGAGCAAAAUGGAGGCCGAUGGUUUGAAUCCCAACAUCAAGACUCUGACUUUGUUAGCAGAAAUUGUCUCACCUGGAGAGCAGUCAGAAAUGAGCUUGCUCUUGCUUGCUAAACAACACAAACUAAAGCCAGACAUCUUUUUCUUCAAUACCCUUGUGCGCAAAAUGGCUAGAGCAGGCGACUUUGAAGGAGCAAAGGCUCUUUUGCCAGUAUUGGCAGAGAGGGGUAUGGAACCUAAUCUUCACACAUACAGUUAUUUGGCGGUUGCCUGCAGGAGAGAGGAAGACGGACUGCAACUACUUUCAGAUAUGAAGGUUUCAGGAAUUACUCCCAAUGCCUAUGUGUAUAGUGCUCUUAUCAGCAGAGCUUCCAAACAGCUGGAUUACAAAUACUUGAGAGAGAUUCUGAGAAGUAUGAAGCGCAACCAGGUUCCUGCAACAGAGGUCAUCAUAAGGCAGCUGGAAUUUGCCGCGCAGUACCCACCAAACUUUGAUAAGUACAAAGCCAGAAACAACUACCUGGAGAAGAUUGAUGGUUUCAGAGGUUAUUACAAUCACUGGCUGAAGUCAAUGCCAGGACAGGGUACUCCACAUCCUUGGGAAAAAUAUAAAUCACCAAGAAAGGAACCCAAGAUGUCUAAGGGCAGUGAAUAAAGCAGUCUAACCAGAAUCAAAUCAUGAAUCUAUGAUAAAAAUGUCAAUUAUACAUGAAAGAUGCAUAUGAACAAGAGAGAUUCAGUUAUUUUGUUCAGAGUGUACAAAGACAUUGGUUAAAAAUAAAUGCUGUAUCAUACUGAAAUACUUUAUAAUAAAGUGAAUGUAAUUUGCCAAACAA